Molecule: messenger RNA, 916 nt
Organism: Seminavis robusta
Lineage: Eukaryota; Bacillariophyta; Bacillariophyceae; Naviculales; Naviculaceae
Source: the annotation of a GenBank genome assembly
UAAUUAAAAGGCUUCAGUGCCCUUUAUAUUAUUUUAAGACCUCACGCACCGAAAAGAUCCAGACAGGACACAAAAUCACGCAACAUUCACAACAAAGGAACAAAUUGGUGAUAAAUUGGUGAUAAGUCAAAGCAACCUCAGCCAUGGCAUACCGCACCUCACAACAAGCAGAAGACGACGAAUCCAAGUCUCGCAUGCUGGCUUCCAUAUUUCCAGAGCUCGAGUCCAAGUUCGGCCAAUAUCCAAUGAAGCACGGCAACUGGAUGUAUCCGAUUCCAACCGAGACCGACCAAUACGGCCGACCGGCCUUUAUUGAAUGCCAAAAAUCCAUCAACGAUACAACUCCGCACAAGGAACACUACGUCUACGGAUCCGUGACGCAUGAGCGACUGGGAAAACGAAGCGGAUAUUACCAUUUGUUGACCAAGGAAGCCCACAAAAUCCUACACAAGCGCACUCAGAAACCCCACAUGAAAUUGCACUAUUUCUUCUGCACCGAUCCCAUCCAACGAACGGCCUGGGCCACCACCCGCCAAAUCGUGCAACUCCGCAGCGUGAGUGGCCUCGCGGACGACGAUCAUGCCGGAAAUACGCGGGAUAUGAUGGUGGCAUUUCAGGGAGAUGCCACGGGCGGGGCGGCCGGUCAAGUCGCGGUGGGAACCAUGGCCAAGAUGGCUAUUAUGGGCGGUCUCUGACACUACUACUACGUACUAUUUCCUCCGUCCUUUCUACUGGAAUGUCCCUGCUUCAAUCCAUCGUCAAUUUAUAAAAUGGACGUUAGAAAUGAGAAGUUUCUUUCCUGCAAUGAUCCCUUUUCAGCGUUUUUGAACGGUUGUGUAUUAUGCUUGUGGAACGCAGCCGAACGUUGAAUAAAGAUUAAGUAUCAAAGCAUUUUGUAAUUUAGCAGCAAGCAGAU